AUGACACCCUUCCCAUCUCUAACGACCUACCUCUCAACACUACGCACCCCGCACCUAAUCCUCUCACCAACGCACGAAAUCCUAUACGCAAAUCAAGCUCUCAAAUCCCUCGGAACGUUCCAAGACAGUUUUUUCGAUGGGUUUGUCGAUCGUGAGGGGGUUCGAGAGUGGUUUUGGAGUGGGAUGGGGAGACGGGGGUUGUGGGUUUGGGGGGUUGGGGAGGUGGUUUUUGAGGGGGUUGAUGUGGAGGGUGUUGUUGUUGUGCGGGGGUGGGUCAAGGAUGAGAACAAGAUAUGUGAUGAACGGAAGGGAAGGGAUGGACAGGAUGUGAUGGGGGUUGUUGACAAUAUCGAGGCUAUGCGGCUUGAAGAGCAAGUUGACAAUCAAGAAAGUAACCUUCCAUUACGAAACCAUCAACAAGAACCAAUCGUCGAAACUUCUCCCCACCGCAUCCAAAGCACCGUAACUCAAACACACCACCCAACAAGCCCCCCACCAACCCCAGAAGCCCACAAAUCCCAACCCAUCUUCCCAACCCUCCGCCUCCUAAACCCCUCGCAAAGCAAAACAUCUCACCUCCUGUACACAAAAGACUGGAGUAAAACACCAUUAGGCCCCAUGUCGAGCUGGCCAAAUUCGUUUUUGACAGUGUUGAGUGUCGUCCUUUCGAGUUCGUUUCCAAUGUCGAUUUGGUGGGGGAAAGAGAUGACCUUGAUCUAUAAUGACGGAUACGUACCCAUCACUGGAAAUAAACACCCACACGGUUUUGGAAUCUCUGGUCGAGAAUUCUGGGCAGAACUCUGGGACGAUAUCGUACAACCCAUUGUGGGUAAAGUAUGGAAUGGGGAAACGCAUUUUGUGACGGAACAGAGGUUGUUUGUUGAGAGGUUUGGGUUUAAAGAGGAGGGGUAUUUUACGUGGUCUUUUAUACCGAUUCGACAAGAAAAUGGGUCUAUUGGGGGUUGGUUAAACCCCGCCUUUGAAACAACAGAUCGCUGCCUGGCCAGCCGCCGUCUCCGAACCCUCCGCGAACUCUCAACCCACCUGGCCAGCACCCGAACCACAACAACCGUCUACGAAACCGCCGCAACAAUCAUAUCCUCCAACCCCUACGACCUCCCCUUUGCCCUAUUUUACCAAUCCAGUAACAAUGGGUUCGAACUCGCUAGUACGGCGGGUAUACCCCUCCCCCAUAUCGCUGCCCCAAAGAUAAUACAACCGGGUAUAGACUGUCCAUGGCCUUUUGAAGAAGCUUUACAAAAGUCUGAGAUGAUGGUGAUUGAGAUUGGGGAGAUUAGGGAAACGUUGCCUAGACGGGGGUGGGGGGAUAUACCCAAAACGGCUGUUGUUGCCCCUGUGUGGAGUGGUGGACGGUGUGAAGGGGUGGUCGUGUUGGGUGUGAGUGCGCGGAGUCGGUUUUGUGGAGAGUAUAGGACGUUUGUAGAGUUGCUUGUACGCCACCUUGGUGCGUCGUUGACGAGUGCGCGAUCUCAUGAAGAGCAAGUUACCCGUGCCAAAAAACUAGCAGAACUCGAUCACGCCAAAACAACUUUUUUUCAGUCCAUCUCCCACGAGCUCCGAACACCACUGACCCUAAUCCUAGGAACAAGCGCCCAAGCCCUUUCAAACCCCUUACCAGACCCCCUAAAAUCCCACCUAGUAGCAAUCACCAAAAACGGAACCCGGUUAUUAAAAAUGGUGAAUUCCCUAUUGGAUGUAUCCAAAGUUGAAGCGGGUGGUAUGCAAGGUGUGUUUCGUGAAACGGAUUUAGGAUGCCUUACGAGAGAUUUGGCGAGUGUGUUUCGGGCUGCUGUUGAGAAGGCUGGGUUGGAGUUUUGUGUAGAGUGUGAUGAGGUUGGGGGUGUGUGGGUCGAUGCAGAGUUGUGGGAGAAGAUUGUGUUUAAUCUUGUGAGCAAUGCAUACAAGUAUACCCUUCAAGGCAAGAUCCACAUUACACUCACCCGAACCGACACCCAAAUCUACUUUUCCGUAACCGACACAGGUCUAGGAAUCCCCGCGGACCACCUCCCCAAACUCUUUGACAGAUUCCACACAAUCCAAAACCACAAGGGACGUGGCGGAGAAGGAACUGGAAUCGGGUUAGCACUCGCCAAUGAACUCGUUAAACUCCAUGGAGGGAGUAUUAGGGUUUCGAGUGUCCUUGGGGAGGGGAGUACGUUCCAAGUCGUGAUUCCAGUCGGGAGGGAGCAUUUACCAAGUCAAAUCGAAUCUGAGAAACGACAAGACGGGCCUAGUAGUUUUGCGAGGACUUUUGUACAAGAUUUAGAAACGUGGAAUGAUGAAGAGUCUUCUCCGCCCUCUUUACCCGACAACACAACCACAACCACAACAAAUCGACCCAGAAUCCUCUUGGUAGACGAUAACGCAGAUAUAAGGUCCUACAUCACCUCACUCCUAAUACACCAAAACUGGCGCGUAACCCACGCAAAAGACGGAACCCAAGCCCUCCAACUCGCAUUAUCCGAUCCACCCGAUUUGGUUCUAUCGGAUGUGAUGAUGCCUGGGUUGGAUGGAUUUGAGUUGAUAAAGGCUCUAAAGAGUCGGAAUGAGACGAGAUGUUUGCCGGUUAUUUUGGUGAGUGCUCGAGCGGGUGCUGAGGCACUUUAUGAGGGGUUGAAUGCAGGUGCCGACGACUACCUCGUCAAACCCUUUAGCGCCAAAGAACUCGUCGCAAGAAUCACAACCCACCUCGAACUAGGCCACCUCCGUAAAUCCCUGCAAAACCGUAUCGACAUCCAAACCAAAUCAUUAGCAGAAAGUCAAGCCCGGUACAAAACCCUCGCCAAUCUUGCUCCAGUGGGUAUAUUCCGUACCACCGUGGACGGAACCGUUACAUACACCAACGACAAAUGGUGGGAAAUCACUGGACAUGAUAAAACGCUCGAUCCCGACUGUCGACACCAUUUAAUGUCCAUUCAUCCCGAUGAUAAGGACCAAGUCAUUGCCAGUUGGAAUAAAAGUCUUGCAAAGGGGACACCCUUUAAAAUGGAAUUCCGCUGGGCAAAAAACUAUCCAGACGGUACAGAACGCUGGUGCCUCGCUCAAUGGACCAUUGAAAAAAAUGGUACAGACGUCCUAGGCGCCGUAGGCAGUAUAACCGAUCUAAGCAUUACGAAAAAACUCGAACGAGAGAAAUAUCAAGUCAUGCAACUUGUUGAACGACAAUUACGCAAACGAGCAGAAGAUGCUGAACAUGUCAAGAAACAGCAGGAAAGGUUUAUUGAUAUGGCCUGUCAUGAGUGGCGGAAUCCUUUGAAUGGGAUUUAUAAUAGUGCGGAUUUGAUUCAAGCGAGUUUGGAGCGGAUACGGGAGCGAUUGGAGGAGGAUUCAUCUCGUCACUCUCAUCACGACACUGACGAGAAUGAAAACGACGAAAAGGACACUUGGCUAAAAACCGAACUAGCAAACAACCUCGAAGCAACAAAAACAAUAACACUCUGCGCCCGCCACCAAAAAAAAAUCGCAGACGACGUUCUCAACGUCUCCAAAUUAGGUUUUGACCUCCUCGUAUUAACCAACACCCGUUUCGACCCCCACAUGGAACUCGUAAACGAAAUGAAAACCAAAAACAUUCAAUGGGAGAUUCAUAUCAAAAACACUCUGGAAAACGUUACGGGAGAUCCAAUGCGUAUCUCCCAAGUUCUCAUGAACCUAAUCUCCAACGCCCUCGUUUCUCUCGAAACCGCCCACACAAAACACAUUACCGUCACCAUCGACACAUCCAACCUCGAUAAUACACUCUACCUAAUCUACAAACUCGUCGAAACAACACCAACACGAAACCACCUUACGCUCCCAACAACCCAUAAAACCUACACAGACUACAAUUCCCCAAAUCUAAGUCUAUUCGUCUCGAAACGUAUCGUGGAACUCAUGGGUGGGACCAUGACGGUGCUUUCCAACCCCUCCAAUACAGAAUGGACAUUUACAGUUCUCGUCCGACAAUGUACACCAUCAACAACAACAACAACAACAAAACCACCACGACUCGAUACUAGCAAAAACGUUUACAAAAUCCUUAUAGUAGAAGAUAACCUCGUGAACCAAAAAGUCCUAAAACGCCAUCUAGAUCGUCAAGGCCAUACAUCCCAUAUCGCCAAUAACGGCCAAGAAGCCCUCGACAUGCUCCGGCAAACCACAUACGAUAUCAUUCUCAUGGAUCUCGAAAUGCCUAUUUUGGAUGGACUAGGUGCUGCCGAACGGAUUCGGGCUUGGGAAAAGGAGGGGGUCCUUGUUGGGAGGGUACCCAUUGUUGCUGUUACUGGGAAUGCCAGAGGAGCGUAUUUGGAACGAGCUAUGCAGGUUGGUAUGGAUGAGUGGGUUGUGAAGCCGUAUGAUAAGGAGGAGCUUUUUGAAAAGAUUCAGGUGUUGUGUGCGGGCAAGACCUAAGCGUCAGAGUUCAAAAGAAGAGUUUUUGGAAAAAGCGGUUUUUUUUAUUGAGGUCCGAGCUAGGUGGUUUGUUUAUAACGGCUUUUGUUUAUCUAGUGUUUGAUUUAUAGCGUUGGAGUAAAAUAUUGGAUAGAAAAAAAGAACCUGACACCAGAACGUAUAUAUCAAAUAGGUAGUGAAUAUAAACAUACACAUAGCAAUACUUGAGAAAUCCACAAAGGUG
This is a messenger RNA of Spizellomyces punctatus DAOM BR117, 4633 nucleotides long. Its product is annotated as PAS domain S-box protein. The coding region runs from base 1 to 4410 and encodes 1469 amino acids. Gene Ontology annotation, biological process: phosphorelay signal transduction system; phosphorylation. Lineage: Eukaryota; Fungi; Chytridiomycota; Chytridiomycetes; Spizellomycetales; Spizellomycetaceae. The record is from RefSeq and is a predicted model, not a curated record. Gene Ontology annotation, molecular function: phosphorelay sensor kinase activity; protein binding. The transcript has 9 exons.